Molecule: messenger RNA, 618 nt
Organism: Colletotrichum abscissum
Lineage: Eukaryota; Fungi; Ascomycota; Sordariomycetes; Glomerellales; Glomerellaceae
Exons: 1
Coding region: 1-618 (205 amino acids)
Source: RefSeq, a predicted model, not a curated record
AUGCCAUUCUUCGGAGGCGGCCGUCGCGAACCCUCUCCCGAACCUGUUCGGGAGCUGACCCCACCACCCUCAGAGCCCCGCCGCACCGGCUUCUUUGGCUCUCGCCGGGACCCUUCCCCGGAGCCAGUCCACCACCAACCCGUUGCCGAGCCCGCGCCCCGCAAGCACGGCCUCUUCGGCUCCUCUCGCCGUGACCCGUCCCCCACGCCGACAGCUCGCACAUCCCGCACCUCCGCGACCUCCCACUCCUCUUUGUCGUCAACUACCUACCACACCUCCCCUGAUGGCCACCACACCGGCGGAGGCGGCCUCUUCCGCCGCUCCACCGACGCGUCGUCCGGUCGCCGGGGCGGUCUCCUGCACAAGUUUGGCGGCGUAGGCGUAGAAAUGGACCCCAGCAUCGUCCAGGCUCGUGAGCGCGUCAUGGGCGCCGAGGCGGCUGAGAAGGAGGCUGACCGCGCGCUCAUGGCUGCGCGGGAGAGCGUUGCUGCUGCGAGGGCUGAUGUGCGAAGGCUUGAGGAGGAGGCCAAGGAGGAGGCCAGACGGGCCAAGAUCAAGCAGUACCAUGCCCGCGAGGUUUCCAAGCGUGGCAAGGCUUUGGGGCGUCACGGAGACUAA